Molecule: messenger RNA, 909 nt
Organism: Fusarium verticillioides 7600
Lineage: Eukaryota; Fungi; Ascomycota; Sordariomycetes; Hypocreales; Nectriaceae
Exons: 6
Coding region: 1-909 (302 amino acids)
Molecular function (GO): arylformamidase activity
Source: RefSeq, a predicted model, not a curated record
AUGAGCAACUUCUCUUUUCCUGAUUUUGACGACCUUCCAGUGGUCAAAGGCCAACCAAAAGGAUGCCUCUGGGGCUUUUUAGACGUUGAUGGACAGAAAGACCAGUUGGGAGCCCUGCGACUCCUCACCAAGGAAGUUGUACAAAAGGCGAAAGACGAGAUACAAACCGGGACACACGUGCAGCUCGACUGGCCCCUCCAUAACAUUGAGUUUCCAGGCUUCGGACGAAUCCCACUGCAGCAUACUGUCAAGGACCUCGCCGAGGAAGGAUUUGUCGCCUUUGACGAUGUUAUAUCUUUUAACACACAGACAAGUUCCCAGUGGGAUAGUUUAAAGCAUUUCGGGAGCCAGAAGACAGGAGUCUACUACAACGGCUGGACGCAUGGGCAGCUAAAGAGCUCAAAUAAUCUUGGUAUUCACAAGAUGUGCGAUAGAGGCGGCAUCGUGGGUAGAGGAAUUCUUGUAGACUGGCUGAGCUGGUGGGAGCAUGAGAAUCCAGGCAUCGAGCCGCCGUCCGCCAUCAGCUGUCACAAAAUCCCAGUCUCAGAGCUUGAAGCUACACUUGCCUACCAGGGGACGGAAACAAGACAGGGAAAUAUCCUCAUCGUGCGAAGCGGUUUCGUCAGAUGGCACAACAACGCCAAGGCCGAUAUUCGAGCUUUGGGCACCAAGACGCAGCAUUACAUAAUUGGACCAGAGAAUAGUGAAGAGACGGUUAGAUGGUUGUAUUCGAAGCACUUUGCGGCAGUGGCUGGCGAUAUCAUGGGCUUCGAGGCAUGGCCGUAUCCAGACAACUGCUGCUUACACGAAUGGUUGCUUGUCCAGUGGGGAACGCCGAUCGGCGAGCUUUGGGAUCUGAGGCUCUGGCUGAAGAGUGCAAGGCACGUAACAGGUGGUCGUUCUUCUUAG